Messenger RNA from Penicillium paradoxum, 804 nucleotides. Its product is annotated as C2H2-type zinc finger protein. NCBI's taxonomy places the organism in Eukaryota, Fungi, Ascomycota, Eurotiomycetes, Eurotiales, Aspergillaceae. Bases 1 to 804 code for a protein of 267 amino acids. The record is from RefSeq and is a predicted model, not a curated record. The transcript has a single exon.
AUGUCUAGUUGCAGGACGAGUAUUGUGUCCAUCCUCAACAAUGAUGAUAAUCCAUCUUUUGCGGUCCGCUCCGCUCCUAGACAUAGUCGGACCCAGACAUCGCCAUCAUAUUGCCCACCUCGUUCAGAGCACCUUUCCCCGCCCGUCAGCGAGCCACCGUACACUCGUCCCGACGUUGUCUCUGAAUCUCCAGCAGCAUCACCGCGGGGGAACAGGCAUCCUUUUGACCCAGUGACUGAAGCCGUUCAACCUGUUUCGCCUGGGUCCUCCGAUGGCUCAGCUUAUGACUAUAUCACGAGCCAGCCAUCGGCUUACCACCCGUACGCUCGGCAGGAUCCGCGACGGGAUCCGUACCGAUUCCCUGGUCGUGGCCCAGCAACUCCCCGAACACCGCCCGAAACGCGCUCGAGCACAUCGGAAACGACAUCUCAGACCGGAGCGACUCGUGGCACGGGGCGAAAGAAUAAAUACCCGUGCCCCUAUGCCGCGAGUCAUGGAUGUUCUGCGACGUUUACGACCUCGGGUCAUGCUGCACGCCACGGCAAGAAGCACACUGGCGAAAAAAGUGUACAUUGUCCGAUUUGCAACAAAGCAUUUACCAGAAAGGACAACAUGAAGCAGCACAUCCGGACCCACCGCACCCACUCGGACGAAAUACGCUCUGUAUCGGAGCCGGAGAAUGAUGUUCGGUGGACGACGGCUCGUCCCGAAGCAUACGCUCCGGCCUCUCACCAGCGCAAUAUCAGUCAACCUCUGGAGGCAGGUGUACGGCCUCCCCCUGGACCUGGCCCGCAGGCGCUCUAA